Messenger RNA from Penicillium mononematosum, 1323 nucleotides. RefSeq names its product CRAL/TRIO domain protein (gene sfh5). The transcript has 3 exons. The record is from RefSeq and is a predicted model, not a curated record. Gene Ontology annotation, molecular function: phosphatidylinositol transfer activity. Bases 1 to 1323 code for a protein of 440 amino acids. Gene Ontology annotation, cellular component: cytosol; plasma membrane; cortical endoplasmic reticulum. Lineage: Eukaryota; Fungi; Ascomycota; Eurotiomycetes; Eurotiales; Aspergillaceae. Gene Ontology annotation, biological process: regulation of exocytosis; Golgi to plasma membrane protein transport.
AUGGCGGACACUGCUGAUCAGAAUGCGCCUGCGUCUAGUGCGCCCGUAAUCGAGAAACGUGAGCAAACCGUGGAAGCAGUCGAUAAGCCCGUGGAAACACCCGCGAUUGUCGAAAACACCGAACAGACUGCAGCAAAAGAUGAACCUGCGAGUGCCCCAGUUAAGGAGCAAGCGCCUACAAAUGAUGCUACUGCCGCCGCCACUGCCACUACAGAGUCUGAAGCGGCAAAGCCUGAAGAACCCAAGGUUGAAAAGCCAGCCUACCUGAGCAAGAACCCGGCGUUGGGCGAGUUGUUCAGCCGCCUGCCAACCAUUCUCGGAAACAUUGGUCACACUGAGAUGUGGGGAGUGUCUCUCAAAGACAGCGACGAUAUCCCCACCGUCAACGUGUUGAUCAAGUUCCUGCGCGCAAACGAAGGCAAUGCCAAAGCCGCCGAGACGCAGCUCAGCAAGGCACUCCAAUGGCGCAAGGACGUGAACCCGCUAGCAUUGGCAGAGUCCGCAAAAUACAGCGCGGCUAAAUUCGAGGGUUUGGGAUACCUGACGACCUAUGAGGAGAAUGGACGGCCCUUGGUGUUUACUUGGAAUAUCUACGGGGCCGUGAAGGAUAUCAGUGCGACAUUCGCGGACACCGAUGAAUUCGUCCAAUGGCGCGCCGCUCUCAUGGAACUCGCCGUGCAGGACCUGAAGAUGAAGGAUGCUACCGAGGUCAUUGAGUACGACGGCGAGGAUCCCUAUCAGAUGAUCCAAGUCCACGAUUACAUGAAUGUCAAGUUCUUCCGUAUGGAUCCAUCUGUCCGUGCCGCAACAAAGAAGGUCAUCGAUGUGUUCGCUACGGCAUACCCAGAGCUCCUGAGGGAGAAGUUCUUCGUCAACGUUCCUGCUAUCAUGGGCUGGAUGUUCACCGCCAUGAAGCUUAUCCUGAGCCGGAACACCACGCGCAAGUUCCACCCGAUCACGAACGGCGUCAACCUGGCUCGGGAGUUCUCUCCUUCGAUCGUCGAAAAAAUCCCCAAAACUUAUGGUGGCAAGGGUCCGGAGCUGAAGGAGAAUGCUAGGUUCGUCCCACUGGUUGAGGACAAAGAACAGGAGACCAAGGGCAAGGGCAGGUCUGCCGAGGAGCCUACUGCUGCUGAGCCUAGCAAGGAGGAGACGCCUUCGAAGGAAGAACCCCCCCAAGGCGGAGGCUGCGAAGGAACCCGAGGAGAAGAAACUCCCAAGGCGGAGGCACCCAAGGAGGAGACUGCUAAGGAGCCUGCCAAAGAAGUUGUUCCCAAGACUGAGUCUCUGAAGGAGGAACCUGGCAAGGAUGGAGCCCAGUAG